UUAUAAACGGAGGGGAGGCGGAAAUGUAGAGCAUUCUUUCGCUUGUUGAAGGUGCGCUGUCAGGAAGGGCAUUUGCUUGUCUUAGGGCUCAUUUAACUGUUGUCUUUUACCAGCGGUCAUGGCUUCCUUUGCGAGUCGAUGGCUCAGGCCCGAGGCUUAUCCUAUAUUUGCGGCUACUGGGGUAGCUGUUAGUAUGUGCUGCUUUCAAUUGGGUCGUAAUUUGUUCACCAAUCCAGAAGUGAGGGUAACUAAAGACAACCGAACUGCGGGAAUUCUUGAAAACUUCGAAGAGGGAGAGAAAUACUCCCAACAUUCACUCAGAAAAUUUGUUCGCAAUAAGUCCCCUGAGAUCAUGCCAUCUAUAAACAAGUUCUUUACAGAGUCAAAAUGAGUAAUUCUUUAUUUGGUAACAUUGCUUAAUACCAAAUACUUCAACAUAACUGGAAUUUACAUUUAUGGCCAAUAAAAUUGUGGCACGCAUUUGUUUUUUUUUUAUUACUGGUGGAUUUUAUGUAGUUCAAUUUUUGUGGCAGUAAUAGAAAGAGCCACAAGAAUAAUCGAGUUGGAUCAUUGCAAAACUUAUCUAAUGCUUAUAUUCCAUAAUUAUUCCUCGCGGAAUGAUUAUAUGGACAUGGUAAUGGAUCAUUGGACUUUUGUUUCCCAUUGGAAUAAUGAUUGAAUUUAUUUCUCUGAA
Molecule: messenger RNA, 694 nt
Organism: Cryptomeria japonica (Japanese cedar)
Lineage: Eukaryota; Viridiplantae; Streptophyta; Pinopsida; Cupressales; Cupressaceae
Exons: 3
Coding region: 119-391 (90 amino acids)
Source: RefSeq, a predicted model, not a curated record